This is a messenger RNA of Podospora pseudopauciseta, 1632 nucleotides long. RefSeq lists its product as uncharacterized. Gene Ontology annotation, molecular function: protein binding. The coding region runs from base 171 to 1367 and encodes 398 amino acids. The record is from RefSeq and is a predicted model, not a curated record. Lineage: Eukaryota; Fungi; Ascomycota; Sordariomycetes; Sordariales; Podosporaceae. The transcript has 3 exons.
GCACUGAUCCGCUGGUGACCACUGAUUACACUAUCAUGAACUGAAGGCAGCAGAAUAUACAUCUUCCGGGUGGCCAGGCAGCUGUAUUUCCAGAUCUAUAAGUCAGGGGCUGUUUUUCUCUUCUUUUGUCUCCUUUUUCCCAGUUCAAAAUCGAUAACCCCGCAGUCAAGAUGCAGUCCUCAGACCCAGGUCACUUUUUCGAGACAGAUGCAGAGCAGGCCACAAGGCAAAGAAGGGCGGCCAAGUCUGGCAACAGAUACGGCAACCCCAUCGUCUUAAAGUCCAAGAUCCUCGCAGCUGUGCUGGACCCCAGAUCCCCGUCUUCUGCUGUCUUGGUUGCCGAGUCUGCAGGAGCUGUGAGGAGGGUGGACUUUGAGGAUCCUGAAAACACCAAAGCAGUCUAUCGCGGCCCAACAACACCAGUCAGCUGUGUCACCGUCGGAGGCCCAAACAACGGGACACUCUUUGCUGGUGCCUGGGACAAGUCAGUCUGGUCUUGGGACUUGGACACCAAGACACCAGGGAAAAAGUACAUCGGCCACGCAGACUUUGUCAAAGCAGUCGUCUGCGCCAGGCUCCGAGGCAAAGACAUCCUCAUCAGUGGCGGCGCCGACAAGAAGAUCAUCGUCUGGGACAUCACCUCCGGAGCCCGCAUCCACACCCUCAAAGACGAUGUUGUCAACAUGCUCAGCAUCCAAGAUCUAGCCGUCGACCACGCAGCCUCAACCGAAUCCGAGAUCUCCCUCAUCAGUGCGAGCAGUGACCCGCAUAUUCGACGGUGGAAGAUUCGGACCGACGGCUGGGAGCAGGUGGUCGAGGAGCUGCCCAAUGCGCCUGGCACGGAAAGGCGGACAAUUUUGGAGCACGAGACAACCGUCUACAAACUCGUACUCGACCACGACGGGGACGAGGUUGACUUGUGGACGUCGAGCGGAGACGGGACGGCCAAGUGCCUGUCGAGGAUAAAGAACUUCAGCUGCGAGGACAGUUUUCAGCAUGGGGAUCAUGUUCGCGCUGUGGCUGUCACGGACCAAUGGGUGAUCACGGCUGGGAGGGACGAGGACAUCAAGUUCUGGGAUCGGGCUUCGGGGAAGCUGUACUGCUCUCUGCUGGGGCACUAUGAUGAGGUUACUGAGCUGGUGCUCUUGAAGAAUGCCAAGGGGUCGGCUGAGAGACUUUGCAGUGUUGGUAUCGACGGCACUGUUCGGGUGUGGCCCUUGGCAAAGGCAGGUCUGGACACUUUGGUUGAAGAACAGAAGAAGCCUGUCGCGGAGGAAAAAAGGGAGGAAACUAAACCCGAGGGCCUGCUGAGUGCCGAAGAGGAAGCAGAGCUCGCUGCCCUGAUGGAGGACAACGAUGAAGAAUAGAAAGUACCUCAGGCUUAGGCUCGGGCACGCCACCCUGGCUUGCAGUUCGUAUCUUUUGCCCUCAGACACUGUGUUCCUGCGUAUUGCUGCGGGUUGCUCUUCCAGACCUGCUUGUUUCAGUGUUCCCGUCGUUCUACACGUGGUUCCUGGGACGCCACCGGGUUUGAUUGCGCGUGAUUGCAAGGACUGAGCGUGAGCUGCAUGUUUCCGCUCAGCUUGACGGGAGGCUGCCUAGAGGCGUGCUAUUCGAGUCGGACGGAAGCGC